AUGCGCUGCUUUUGUCUUUAUAUUUCACUAUGGUUGUACUUCUACCAGUUUCCGGUUACACAAUCUCUGACUGACGAAAAGUGCUCUUACACGGGAACCGAUAAGUAUGGCAACACUACUACUUAUCGUUAUGCUCCAUACAACUGCUACACAAGUAUGGCAUGUGAUUGCAACUAUAUGGAAGCUCUCAACCUUUGCCGUCAAAACAAAGCAAUGCUAGCUCGUAUGUCACCUCACGAUGCGUUUGGACCCAUUUAUUUUGAACUUUUUGGUCGAAAUGGUACUUACGAUCCUUCUCAAGGAGCUUGGAUAACACGAGUAGCAUCGGGAUGUCGAUCGUUCACAAUGACAAGAAAGGAAGGAACAUUGUCCUAUCAAGAGAUGACAACUUGUGAUACAAAAUUGAAAUACGUUUUAUGUAUGAAGAGAGCUCGUAAGAACUUGUGA
This is a messenger RNA of Auanema sp. JU1783, 447 nucleotides long. Lineage: Eukaryota; Metazoa; Nematoda; Chromadorea; Rhabditida; Rhabditidae. The record is from the annotation of a GenBank genome assembly.